AUGAUCUCUACUUGGAGUAAUUUUACUAAAUCACCAAUAUCAAUACACAAAAAAACAGUUGUUUUUAAAACCAGUCCUAAGUUCUCUAUUACUCCAGAAUAAUUUAAGUCAAAACUAAAUUUAAGAUAGCAAAUUACCCUCAAUCAGAUACCCUCCCCUAUUACAUCUCUAAAGAAAAUAUCCAUACCCCUAAACAAAUAGAAGAGCAGAAUCGAUGAUCCCUUGCUCGUAUAUAGUCCUCUCAUUCUUGGAUCUCCAGUUCCAAAAGGGUUCAAGAAAUUCUUAGAUGGAGAGGUCGAUUAAUGUGAGAUGCUCAAAUCUCAAGUCAAAUAAAAUACUCGCUAGAGUGAGCUAGUUGCAUUUAACCAACGGAAGUCCAAAGUGAAAAGAGGCAAAACCAUUUACAUCAAAAACUAAAAAGAAAACGAAGAGACUGCUCCUUCAAAGUUAAAGAAACUCCAAAAAUUGAUCGAAACCAAGAUUCUCAAAAAAUAAUUACAAUAAACCACUCAAUCAUAGAAGAGAUCCGAAAUCGUCAAUAUUAUCUAAGGAAAGAAACCUAUUCAACUCUCUAGUAGUGUAAAGAAGUUCAAAUAAAUGUAAAUGCUAUUUAUACCAAAGAAUCCAAUCUAACAAGAUCAUGAAACACUGAGUUACUCUAAGCUCAAAUUAAUUAACGAAUCAAACGAUUUGAUGUAACAAAUUUUGGAUGAGUAAACCCUAAGAAAUUUCAAUAAACUUAACUCAAGAGAUAAAGAAAAAUAAUACUUUGCCCAAUUCAAAAAAGACAAAACCCUCAAUCACUUAAAAAACGUCGAAUACUACCCCCAAGAACAAACAACUCUAUCCUAAAAAGAUACCGCCCUAUAUAAUUACUUAAGAGAGCAAAAGUGUAUUGAUGGGAGCUCUCUGUAUGCCAAUUAACAAGUAUCAAAGUCAUCCUAAUCAACCAGAAGGAGUGUCUUAUCAAAUCACAGAAAAAGACAACCAUUGGGAUAAUAGAAAAUCAAACCCAAUAUAAAAGAUAAUGACAGUUGCAUUUCUGUAGAUUUAUCCCUACAGUCUGUUUACGAAUACUUUCUGGAUGACUUGUACACUGAAUAAAAAAAACUUGAAUCUAAAUUAAACUUUUAAUAAGCAUUCAAUGCUGACCUUGACAAAUAAAUGAAAACAAUUAAUAAAAUGAAAAAUAUCAAUUCACGAGUAAUUGAUUGCUCUUUAAAUAAAUUAUUCGAAACUUUGUGA
Molecule: messenger RNA, 1245 nt
Organism: Paramecium tetraurelia
Lineage: Eukaryota; Ciliophora; Oligohymenophorea; Peniculida; Parameciidae
Exons: 2
Source: RefSeq, a predicted model, not a curated record